AUGGGCUCCAUCGACAAUUCAUCCGCACUUCCUGAACACCUUCCCGUCCAAAUGCAGCUAAACCUCGAGGGCAAAGUCAUAGCCAUCACCGGCGCAAAUCGCGGAAUCGGCCUUGGUAUUGCGGAAUGCUGUCUUGCCAAUGGAGCUACCAAGGUCUUCAGUAUAGACUACGCAGACGAGGUGGGGGAUGACUUCAAGACUAUCGCCAAAGUCUACCCCGACCGCCUCUUCGCACUUAAGGCCGAUGUCACAGACGAAGAGAGCAUUCAGAAAGCUGUCGACAAUGUCUUAGAGCAGGCUGGUGCGCUGCAUGGGAUGGUCGUAAAUGCCGGACGUACGAACCACAAGAGCGCACUCGACUUCACUAAGAAAGAAAUUGAACAGCUGUUUGCCGUGAACUUAUUUGGGGCCUUUUACACUGCUCGUGUCGCUGCGCGAGCGUUCAUCAAACAGGGCGUAAAAGGAAGCAUCGUCUUCACAGCCUCUAUGGCCAGCUAUCGUCCGAACAAGGUGGUUCCGUCCGCACCUUACGGCGCUUCCAAAGGUGGUGUCCGCAACAUGACGCACACACUAGCUAUGGAAUGGGCUACCGAGGGAAUCAGAGUGAACUCUGUGUCACCCGGCCUAGUCAAGACGGCUAUGACAUAUUGGGUGGAGAAGCAAGCAGACUGGGAGACACAACUCAAGUAUUACCGGGGCAUUCCGAGGCUAGCGGAGGUACAGGAACUUGGUGGUGCAUAUGUAUACCUGUUAAGCGAUGCGGCGAGCUACACGACGAGCAUUGAUAUUCCAGUCAAUGGUGUUAUCGGUAUCUGCUAA
Molecule: messenger RNA, 819 nt
Organism: Didymosphaeria variabile
Lineage: Eukaryota; Fungi; Ascomycota; Dothideomycetes; Pleosporales; Didymosphaeriaceae
Exons: 3
Coding region: 1-819 (272 amino acids)
Cellular component (GO): intracellular anatomical structure
Molecular function (GO): oxidoreductase activity, acting on NAD(P)H, oxygen as acceptor
Source: RefSeq, a predicted model, not a curated record